Messenger RNA from Phaethon lepturus (White-tailed tropicbird), 1862 nucleotides. RefSeq names its product DENN domain-containing protein 1A-like. The record is from RefSeq and is a predicted model, not a curated record. NCBI's taxonomy places the organism in Eukaryota, Metazoa, Chordata, Aves, Phaethontiformes, Phaethontidae. Gene Ontology annotation, molecular function: guanyl-nucleotide exchange factor activity; phosphatidylinositol phosphate binding. The transcript is spliced from 14 exons. Gene Ontology annotation, biological process: endocytosis; endocytic recycling. Gene Ontology annotation, cellular component: cytosol; intracellular membrane-bounded organelle; nuclear speck. Bases 1 to 1764 code for a protein of 587 amino acids.
AUGCAACGUUAUUCCAAGAUUUGCAGUAGUCCCCGUUCUAUUCCAAAUAGAGUGAAGAUGUCAGUUAAAGAGUUAACUGCUUGUGUUCAUGCGUCAGCUGCAUUGUUAUAUCCAAUGUACUGGCAACACAUAUACAUCCCAGUGCUUCCUCCACAUCUGCUGGACUACUGCUGUGCACCCAUGCCUUAUCUAAUUGGCGUCCACUUAAGCUUAAUAGAGAGAGUAAAAAAUAGAUCGCUGGAGGAUGUGGUUUUGCUAAAUGUUGACACAAACACUCUAGAAACCCCUUUUAAUGACCUGAACAACCUACCUGGUGAAGUGGUCUCGGCCUUGAAAAAUAAACUGAAAAAGCAGUCUACAGCCACGGGUGAUGGAGUAGCCAAGGCCUUUCUUCGGGCACAGGCAGCACUGUUUGGAUCCUACAGAGAUGCGCUAAGAUACAAACCAGGAGAGCCUAUAACCUUCUGUGAAAACAGUUUUGUGAAGCAUCGUUCCAGUACUACUAAGCAGUUCCUGGAAACUGCUGUUAAUCUUCAACUGUUUAAACAGUUUAUUGAUGGUCGGCUAUCAAAAUUAAAUGCAGGAAGAGGAUUCUGUGAUGUUUUUGAAGAAGAAAUCACAGCAGGAGGCUUUUGUGGAGGAAAUUCUAGAUCUUAUCAGCAGUGGAUGCAUACUGUGAAGAAAGGCGGUGCACUGAUCAACACAGCAAUGACCAAAGCCACUCCGGCUGUGAAAACAGCAUAUAAAUUUGCAAAAAAUCAGGCAAAGCAAGGAAUAAAAGAAGUGAAGAGUAAGUUAAAACACAAGGAGAGUGAGGAACAGUAUGGAACUUGCAGUGCUGGUGCAGUACAGACUGCUCCCGUCUACACAUUGCAUUAUGAGAAAAGAGCAAACUCAGAAAAGCGAAGACUGGCACAGACUCGUUUCAACCAGCAUCUCAGUAACCAGGAUUUUGCCUUGGAUGUAGAUGAUGAUGAUGAAGUGGAGAGAACAAGCAAGUUAUCAUCAGAAGACAGUGAAGAAGCUUCUGCUUACUUUUAUGAUAGUGAUGACUCUGGUGAAACUGGAAUAACUCCUCAGCAUCAAGGAGAAAUGGACUUGCUCGGGGAGAUUUUGGACACGCUGAGCACACACAGUUCAGAUCAAGGAAAGCUCUCAGGAGCAAAGAGCCUGGAUUUCUUUAGGUCGAUGGAUGACAUUGAUUACAAGACUGCGAACAAGUCGAAUGCACCUAGUGAGAGCAACCUUCCCCUGCUCUGCAGCAGUGCUAAUGAUCAAGCAGAGUGGAACCUUGGUCAGGAUGACACUGUCCUCCAUGGGAAGCAGCUCCCUCCAUCACCAAGGAAGCAAGUUUCUUCUGGUGGCCAUAGAGAAUCUCUCUCAAGGCUGGAAGAAGAAAGUAGUGACAAAACCUCUAUUACUGACAAGACGGACACCACUAGUAUGACAUCCCCAUCUCCAGUCCGGUCAAGUGCCCAGUUUGAUUCUCUAGAAAGUUUCAAAGCAGGCUAUUCUUCCUAUAAGUAUGCAAAGCGGAAUGAAACACUAAGCAAUACCUCAGAUCAGCUCCCAGCAAGUCAUGCUCAACAUCCAUCCAUUCUGGUCCCUUGGGAGAAAGACAGGAAGGAAGGAAGUGAAACUCCGGAAGAGGGUGGGCUUCUUCAGGAAGUGGUGUCAUUAUGUAAACUGAGUUCUGCUUUUCACUAUGGUUUAAAUAUUUCAAAGGAUAGCUUAUCCAGCAGUAGCAGUGGAAACAAAACGUAAGAAAACUAUGAGAACGGAAACUUGACUCCCGUCAGAAGUUAAAGGGAGACUACUCAGGACUCCAUAUAACUCCAUAUAACGUGAUAACCAAAAGCUGA